Mercurialis annua (annual mercury) is the source of this 3264-nucleotide messenger RNA. RefSeq lists its product as uncharacterized. Bases 721 to 3075 code for a protein of 784 amino acids. The transcript has 4 exons. Gene Ontology annotation, biological process: regulation of transcription by RNA polymerase II. Lineage: Eukaryota; Viridiplantae; Streptophyta; Magnoliopsida; Malpighiales; Euphorbiaceae. Gene Ontology annotation, cellular component: piccolo histone acetyltransferase complex. The record is from RefSeq and is a predicted model, not a curated record.
ACACAUUUUUUCCACAAAACAAAAAAGAGAGCGCCAAACCAAAUUUCCUCGUCUUUGGAAACCAAUUAAAAAACCCGAACCGAAUAGAUACAAAACCCAAAUAAUAUUCGGAUCUUUCAAAUAAAUCUAAACCAUCCAAUCUUUAAUCCAACGGCUUCAAUCAGUCGGCUUAGUAGUUACCUUAGGGAAGUGGUUUUGUCAUCAUCAUAAACCCUAGCCCCGCCCCCACGAUAGAGAUUGAUUAAAAUCAUAGACAUCACUCUUCUUUCUUCAACUGACUCCCUCUCUGCAACAAUUUCGAUCAAACCCUAAAUCUCUGCAAAAAAAGGAAUUAAAAUUAAACCCUUUUACUCUCUUCGUAAGGAGUUUUUUUUAUUUUUUUUGCGCAGAUUCUUAAGUUUUUGUUGGGAUUUUUAGGUUUUAGUCUCUGGAUUUAUAUGGGUUUGUUUUAAUUUUUGAUUUUAUUAACUGUAGUUUAUAUGGGUCCGGAUCAUCCGAGUUGUGUCGGUCUUUUUAACUCAGUGAGUUUGUCUGUUUUUUAGAUCUAGCAAAACAGAUGGCGUGUUCUUGAGCGAUUCUUCUGUUUUCCCUUUUAUGUUGGUGUUUAGACUCGGUACUAUUGUUGUUAUUAUCACUCGAUUUUGGAGAAACUCGGUGAGUUGAAACGGAAGUUAACUAGGUGACUCAGUGGGUCAAGGAAACGAGUCAAUAGCGACAAGAAUGCCGUCGGUCGGGAUGCGACGAACCACCAGGGUAUUCGGGGUGGUGAAAGGUGCGGAUGGUGCGCGGGUUUUACGGUCAGGGAGAAGAAUUUGGCCAGAAUCGGGUGAAAACAAGUUGAAUAGGAGAGGUAAUAAUAACGAUGGAGAUGACUGGUUACACAACAUGAUCAAGUGUAGUAGUAAUAAGGACAAUGGUUGGACCACUCAGACCAACAGUACCAAAUUACAAACCAAAACCAAUGUUUCUAAGUUGAAGAAAGUGAGAGAUACUCAUAGUUGUGUUGGUGUUAGCAUUGGCUGCAGCAAAGUAACUAAGAAAAAGAAAGAUGACAGUAGAAACAAGAUGUUUGGUCUGGUGUAUAGCAGAAAAAGGAGGAGAAUUGAUACUGUUGGUGGUGUAAAGCAAGAUAAUUUGGAUAGUAUUAGUAGGGAUAAUAAGAUGUUUGGUAUUCAUUUUUCGCGUAGGCAGAGGAGGCGGUUGGCGGUGAAGGAUGAUUCUGAUUGUUUUGAGCCUGCAGCUCUCAGUGUUGUUAUUGAUCAUGAUGGUGCUUCUUGUACUAGGGAUACUGGAUUAGGAUUAUUAUCGUCUUUUUUACAUUUGGUUUUGGGUUGUAUGAGAAAAAGUAAUUUAAGUGUUCCUCAGCUUGCGGCUUUUUUGCUGACGGAUUCUGUAUGUUGUGCUUUUGCUUCGUGUGGAAUUCGUUUUUUGCAGGACACACCUGCUAAUAGAACUGGAGUUUGCAAGAUUUUUCGGGUUGAGAGUACUGUGCCCGUGUUUUCUUUGGAUUUUCCUGCAGCUCCUUUCUGUUUUAUGUAUAUGCACCUUAGAUUAGCCUUUAUAUUUAAGUGUCUGUCGCUUGAUCCUGUAAAUAACUCGCUGGAGGAGGACUCUUAUGAUGAAAUGAUGAGUGAGAGUGUCUCUUCUAGCCUAGUGGAAACAGACACUUUGCUGCAAACCGAUAUUUCUGGGAAUAAGGUUUCCUUACAUCCAUCUGUGAGAGCUUCCAAAUUAUCUGGCAGGCAUGGUCAAUAUAGAAAUUUAUUAAAUUCCCGUGGUAUUCAAAAGAGGAGGACUUCAUUUAGGAGGAAUAGAGCUAGAAAUCUUUCAGUGGUCGGCAAUAGAGCUAAUGGUGCUUUAGUUUCUGAUUUAAUUAGUAGUAGGAAAAAGGGCAUCCCUUUCUCUUCUGUGGUUUCAAAGGACAAGCUUAGGAGAUCGGCGAGGAUCAACCCUGCUGAAAACCUCAAAGAAGCAAGUCCUGCCCGUCCCAUGGACUCAUUCAGUUGCUCUACAAAUCUACUGGUUAUUGAAUCAGAUAGAUGUUACAGGAUGGUGGGGGCCACUGUUACGUUAGAAGUAUCCGAUUUAAAUGAGUGGGUACUUGCAUUUAAGAUGAAUGGGUUGAUCAAAUACUCGCACUUGGCACAAACGAGCAUGCGGCCCUGUUCUUUUAAUCGAAUCACUCAUGAUGUAAUAUGGUCCGGGGAUGAAAAUUGGAAACUAGAGUUUCCUGACCGACAACAUUGGCUUAUUUUCAAGGAUCUUUAUAAGAAAUGCUCUGAUCGUAAUGUGCUUACUCUUGCUUCUAAGGCUAUUCCCAUACCUGGUGUGUGCGAAGUUUCAGGAUACGAGUAUAGCUGCAGUUUGCCUUUUUUCAGAACAGAUGCUUACAUUUGUUCGAACAGUGAUGAGGUAGCUAGAGCUUUGGCAAAGAGUACAGCAAAUUAUGACAUGGAUUGUGAAGAUGAGGAAUGGCUGAAGAAAUUUAAUAGUGAUUUUUUUGUUGAAUCUGAACCUCAAGAGCAUCUUUCAGAUGAGCGUUUUGAGCUGAUGAUCGAUGCAUUUGAGAGGGCUCUUUACAGUAGUCCAGAUGAUUUUGCUGAUGAAAAAGCAGCUGUAAAUAUUUGUAUAGACUUGGGUAGGAGGGAAGUAGUCGAAGCUGUGUAUGGUUAUUGGAUGAUAAAACGCAAGCUGAGACGAGGACCACUGCUUAGGGUAUUUCAGUUGUAUCAAGCAAAGAAGGCUCCACUUAUUCCGAAACCUGGAUUACGCAAGAGAAGGUCAUUCAAGCGACAGGCCAGCCAAAUUGGAAGAGGCAAGCAACCUAGUAUGUUGCAAGUAAUGGCUGCACAACAUGAUGCUUUUGAAGAACAGAAUGCUCUGCGUAAAGUAGAAGCUGCAAAGGCUUCAGCAAAAGAUUCAACGGAAGUGGCUAUUGUUAAACGCCGUCAAGCUCAGAUGCUUAUGGAAAAUGCUGAUUUGGCAGUUUACAGAGCUACAAUGGCAACAAGAAUUGCUGAAGCAGCAUGUUUGCCUACUGAAACUGAUAUUUCUGAGACACUCUUGCUGGAUUGACUUGUUUGGGUGUUACUAAUGAAAGGCCAGUCAAAUAUUAUGGGAAGAUUGGCAGCCUUUUUGGCCUUAUUUCUGGGAGCAGCCUUUGCAAAAAGUAAUGUAAUUUUGUAUAGAUUUUUGAUUGAAUGUACAUUUUGUAUUAUUAUAACCUCACACCAAAGGUUGUUACGAAGGAAUCUGGUUUAUUUA